Messenger RNA from Pyrgilauda ruficollis (rufous-necked snowfinch), 1330 nucleotides. RefSeq names its product nescient helix-loop-helix 2 (gene NHLH2). Gene Ontology annotation, biological process: regulation of transcription by RNA polymerase II. The transcript has 2 exons. Bases 275 to 709 code for a protein of 144 amino acids. The record is from RefSeq and is a predicted model, not a curated record. Gene Ontology annotation, molecular function: protein dimerization activity; DNA-binding transcription factor activity, RNA polymerase II-specific; RNA polymerase II cis-regulatory region sequence-specific DNA binding. NCBI's taxonomy places the organism in Eukaryota, Metazoa, Chordata, Aves, Passeriformes, Passeridae.
UUAUUUAUACUCCGCAAACAAACACGACAGUAUAACAUCUCCCAUCUCUGGAGCGCUGGAGGCCGCGGCGAGGGAUGAGAUCUGCCUUUCCCCAUUCGAGCAGGACACUUUUUCGCUCGUAAUUAAUUUUAUUUGAUUUUGAUUUUUUUUAAUUUUUCCAUGCUCCGCUCCCGAAGGGUCAUUUGAACUGUAAAGGAAUCGCCGAGGGGGCGAGGGGACCUGGAGAGAGAGGCUAUCCAAACGACUCCACCGAGGCUCCUCCGCCCCCUCCAAGAUGAUGCUUAGCCCGGACCAAGCUGCCGACUCCGACCACCCCUCCUCGGCGCCCUCCGACCCGGAGUCCCUGGGCGGCGCGGACGCCCAGGCGCUCAGCUGCUGCGUCUCCGACCCGGAGCCCGCCGAGGGCGGCGGCGGCGAGGGCCGGGGCGGCGGCGGCGGCGGCGGGGAGAGCCGCGGCGGGGGCCGGCCCGGGCUGCACCCGCCGCCGCUGAGCCGGGAGGAGAAGCGCCGGCGGCGCCGCGCCACGGCCAAGUACCGCUCGGCCCACGCCACGCGUGAGCGGAUCCGCGUGGAGGCCUUCAACCUGGCCUUCGCCGAGCUGCGCAAGCUGCUGCCCACCCUGCCCCCCGACAAGAAGCUCUCCAAGAUCGAGAUCCUGCGCCUCGCCAUCUGCUACAUCUCCUAUCUCAACCACGUGCUGGACGUGUAGCGCCCGGCGGACGCCCGGAGCCCCGGGACCCCCAGUCCCGUCGCCCCGGGUCCGGCCGCGGCGGGCAGCGCCUUCCCCGGGGCGGGCGGGGGUCCCCGCUGCUUGUGCUCCCCCCCGGAGGGCUCCCGCCCGGCCGAGAGCCCGCUUUUCGAAGAGAAGCGUAAAACAGGAUUGUCUCUUCAGGCUGUCAAGUGCCCCUUUAUAUAUAUCCAAAAACAUCUACUUGUGACCUUAAACGUGUGACCCAUGGGUGCAGUUAAAAAUAACUAUUUUUUAUUUAUGGUAGAAGGAGUUGACAAUUUAUUUUUUUCAAGAUUUAUUUAUUUUUCAGAGUGGUGGCAAUUUUACUUUGGAUACUUCGUGCCAAUUGGUUUCUAUAGUCGGGUGUUUACACUUUCUCCUGUGGAAUAUUAUGUUUGACUUUAUGAGUGUUUGUUGGGAUCAAUACAGUGUUCAUUUUAUUUUCUUUAUAAUUUAUUUUUCCCCUCCAAUUAUAUUGCACUUGUGUACCACAAACCUCCCCUCCCUCCCUGUUUAUAAGUAUAUUUUAUAUAUAUCAAGGCAUUUGUUCUUGACCUUUUUUCUUUCUUUCCUUGUGUGGGAUCAACAACCACUAGCACU